ACAGAGCUGUUAAUACUGAAAAACAGCUGACCAUCUAAGCAUUUGUUAUAUGAAUCAAUGUCAGCUUUUUAAAAAUAAGUUAUUUCUGGAGUUAGAAAUUAGUAAAAUAUAUAGAAUUACUUCGAAAUAAAGAAAAAUGUUCCGUCAAAUAACUACUCACAGGAAUCGUCAAAUUUGUUUGUCCAUUGUUGCCGUACGCUUGCAGCAUUUGUCAUCUCAACCUAAGUCGACGCACGAUGGCACAAAAAGUUCCACACUAGAACGCAUACGAGAAGAAUUAAUUGCCGACAAAGAGAAACUACAAUGGCGUAAGCCUGUUGGGGAACGGCCCGGCGAUUGGAAUAGUAAAUUAAAAGUAUUUGGAAAUUCGGAACAAACAUCUGAUUACAUCAUCAUGAUGCAGAAACCGAUAAAUCUCAGUCCCAGUGCUUUAAAGAAGUGGUGGCGCAAACGGAAGGAACGCAUUGAGAAACACAUGCAGCAAUAUGUUUCUGAGCGACAUGAAAUACUUGGACCUGAAUUAGCUGCAGCGCAUUUCUUAUUGUAUCGUGGGGGUGCGGUAAAAUUUUUACAUGAACGCAACUGGAUGCGCGCCAACGACGACGGAGAAUUUGAUUUACCAAAAAAAUAUCAUCCAGCAUUUAAAGUUGAGGGCCUUCGGUGCGACAACAUGACACUCUAUUAUGAAGGAUUGGAGAAUUUGCGUAAUUUGCAAGAAUUAAAAUUUCUUUCAUUUCACAAUGUUCGCACAUUUGAUGACUGGUGCUUGGAUCGUGUAUCUGCUUCUAGUUAUCCAAAGCUAGAAGUUUUGGAUAUAUCGGGAACAAAUUGCAAAACGAAUGGACUCUCAUGUUUAUACCGCAUCCCCACUCUGAAACUGCUAAUAGUGAACGAUCCCAAAGAAAGUCUGGAGUUCGAACUAGGAUGCUCGAUGUUGCAGGAAGUGAUACCAAAUUUAAAGGUUGUCAAUGCUUCAUCCAUACAUAAUUUAUAGGAGAAAAAUUUACAAUAUAUAAAACAAACAAAAAUGAUUUCUCUGCGAUAUUAAAAAUAUUUUAUAAAAC
This is a messenger RNA of Anastrepha ludens (Mexican fruit fly), 1064 nucleotides long. Its product is annotated as distal membrane-arm assembly complex protein 2. The transcript has a single exon. The coding region runs from base 137 to 994 and encodes 285 amino acids. Lineage: Eukaryota; Metazoa; Arthropoda; Insecta; Diptera; Tephritidae. The record is from RefSeq and is a predicted model, not a curated record.